This is a messenger RNA of Dreissena polymorpha, 1143 nucleotides long. RefSeq names its product intersectin-1-like. The record is from RefSeq and is a predicted model, not a curated record. Gene Ontology annotation, cellular component: membrane. NCBI's taxonomy places the organism in Eukaryota, Metazoa, Mollusca, Bivalvia, Myida, Dreissenidae. The transcript is spliced from 11 exons. The coding region runs from base 1 to 1143 and encodes 380 amino acids. Gene Ontology annotation, molecular function: protein binding; GTP binding; GTPase activity.
AUGAUAUGUAAAUGUUGUGGAGAGAGACUGUUGGAUCAUGAGCCAUACUGUGUCAAUUGUGGUAAUCAAAAUCGUCAGAUCAAAGAAGCUAAAGACCAAGGGGCUACAGGCGGCGUUGACGUACAACUUCGGACUAAACGAAUAAACGACAAUGCUGUUGAGUCUCAUGUUUCGCACAAUGAACGAUUACAAAAGAAACACGCAAGGGUAUUGUAUUCAUUUAAUCCGGCAUUAGAUGAUGAGCUUGCGCUUAAAGUUGGUGACGUAGUCGAAAUCCUGUGUCAGGACCCUAAGGGAUGGUGGAUGGCAGAGCUGAACGGCAAACGAGGCGUAAUCCCUUCAAAUUACGUAAAGAUUAUGGAAAUAGGAGAAACAGCUAGAGCUCACGCAGCUGACCAAGGGGCUACAGGCGGCGUUGACGUACAACUUCGAACUAAACGAAUAAACGACAAUGCUGAUGAGUCUCAUGUUUCGCACAAUGAACGCUCACAAAAGAAACACGCACGGGUAUUCUUUUCAUUUAAUCCGACAUCUGAUGAUGAGCUUGCGCUAAAAGUUGGUGACAUUGUCGAACUUGUGAAGCAGGUCUGUGACGCGUGGUGGAUGGCAGAACUGAACGGCAAACGAGGCUUGAUCCCUGCUAAUUAUGUAAAUGUUAUCGAAGAAGGAGAAACAGCUGGAGCUAACGCAGCUGACAAGCAGGCGGACGACUUUGCGGAUGACUUAAGUGACCUUGAAGAUGGGAGUGAUUUCAUUGAAAAUGAAGACCUUGUAACUGAAAAGGAGUUCGAGGAUUAUCAAAAAGUACUUAAUCAAUGUGGAUACAUAGAACUUAUGACGGGGCUUGACAAAAUUAACACUGCGUGGAAGGAUAUCAAAAUAAAAAUUGCAGUUACUGGUAAAUCUGGUAGUGGUAAAUCAACUCUGAUCAAUGCAUUGCUAAAUCUGAAAGAUGAUGACGAGGGAGCCGCAAAGACAGGUUGCGUUGAAACAACCUCUGAACCAACACCUUAUCCACACCCCAACAAUAGGAACCUUGAGUUGUGGGACUUACCCGGAGUCGGAACCCCAAACUUUCCGCAGAGUACCUAUCUUAAGCAGACCAGCAAUAUGACGUGUACCUACAAACAUAAUUCUCCUUAG